Taeniopygia guttata (zebra finch) is the source of this 7524-nucleotide messenger RNA. RefSeq names its product galanin receptor 3 (gene GALR3). Gene Ontology annotation, biological process: G protein-coupled receptor signaling pathway. Lineage: Eukaryota; Metazoa; Chordata; Aves; Passeriformes; Estrildidae. Gene Ontology annotation, cellular component: plasma membrane. Gene Ontology annotation, molecular function: G protein-coupled receptor activity. The record is from RefSeq and is a predicted model, not a curated record.
AUGCCAGGGGGAUUGAACAUCUCUUCUGACAGCCCAGAGCUACGAGCAGCAGGGAUUAUCGUGCCCAUCAUCUUCUCCCUCAUCUUCCUUGUGGGUACUGUGGGAAAUGGGCUGGUGCUGGCUGUGCUGCUGUGGAAUGGCCAAGUCAAGUACUCCACCACCAACCUCUUCAUCCUCAACCUGGCUGUGGCUGACCUGUGCUUCAUCAUCUGCUGUGUCCCUUUCCAGGCCACCAUUUACACCCUGGAUGGGUGGCUCUUUGGGGCUUUUGCCUGCAAGGCUGUGCAUUUCCUGAUCUACCUCACCAUGUAUGCUAGCAGCUUUACCCUGGCUGCUGUCUCUGUUGACAGGUACUUGGCUAUUCGCUAUCCACUCAAGUCCCGGGAUCUCCGCACGUCCCGAAAUGCGGGAGUGGCCAUUGUGGUAAUCUGGUCACUGUCACUGCUCUUCGCAGGGCCUUACCUCAGUUACUACCAGAUAAUCCAUUACCAUGGUGUGCCCAUCUGUGUCCCUAUCUGGGAGGACCAGCGCAGAAAGGUUCUGGACAUCCUCACAUUUGUAUUUGGAUACCUGCUGCCUGUGACCGUGGUGAGCCUGGCAUACUCUAGGACCAUCAAGUUCUUGUGGACUUCUGUAGACCCCAUAGAAAGAAUCUCAGAGUCUCGGAAAGCCAAGCGUAAGGUCACCAAGAUGAUUGUCACAGUGGCCAUCCUGUUCUGCCUCUGCUGGCUGCCCCACCACCUGGUCAUCCUCUGCUUCUGGUUUGGCCACUUUCCCUUCAACCGGGCCACUUACGCUUUCCGCCUGGCUUCCCACUGCCUUUCCUACACCAACUCCUGCCUCAACCCCAUUGUCUACGCCCUCAUCUCCAAGCAUUUCCGCAAGCGCUUCAAGCAGGCCUUCACCUGCUUUUUCUUCCAGAACAAGAUCAGGAAAAAGAAGAAGAAGAGGGUUGGAAGGAAAAUCCAUAUGGUCAAUGUGGAAAGAGGUUUUCCCAACAGGACAGGAGAUUUCUAUGGAGGCAACAGUGAGGUGACCCAAGCCCCAGGAGAGAACACCAGGAAGAGGGACCAUGAAGGUGCCAAUCGUGCCAGAGCAUGGACUCAGCAGGUACAAGGUGCCAUGGUCUCUGUUCAGAAGGAGCUAAUGGAGGAGGAAAUUUUGGCAACAGCUGGCCAUUCCCUAGAUGUGACCCCUCUAAGAGGAACUGUUGCACAAGACCAAGAAGAAGUCUUAGAAAAGGGCUAGAGAGGCAAGAAAAAAAGUCUAUAUUUGCAUCACAUUUUCUAAUCACAUUACAGUGGUUUUGCUUUCCUCCAGGAUCAUCAUGCCCAUGCCUUAUCCCCACUAAGAUGGUUUCAUGUUGGCAGAGAGAGCUCGCUCAUUCAGAUCCAUUAAACUGAGUUCAAGUCCCCCAGAACUCCUCAAACACCUCCUCCAUGAUCCUGUAGUCAUAUCUGAGACCUGCCAUCAUCCCAGCUCAAUAUUCACAGUAAACUUUAAGCAAUUGCAACAGCCAUCCUUUUCUUUAAUUACAUAUGGUGUUUUAUUAGUGCUGUGUGGGUCCUGAAUAUGUAACCCUUAAUGUGAGGCAGAUCUGCACCUGCAAUUUCUUAAAAGAAGGUGAAAAUUGGGAAGCUUAGAAAAAAGUGUUUAGGGAAAGCUGUGACAUUGUGGGACACCCAGACUUCCACACUGAAGCUGGGAAACAAUUACAGGUUGUUAUGGCACUUGUAGGUGUCCUUAGCCCUGCAUGGGCUACAAAAUCCUCUGGUAUUCUCACUUGUCCCCAUGCAUGGUGCUGGAAGUUGUGUUUUGGACUUUUGGCCCCAGCCAGUGCUUGUAGGCAUUGUAGAGUGAGGCUGGGUGACAUCAGGCAGCUUGCAGAGCUGUGAUAUGCAUGAGCAGAACCACGAUCUCUCCUUUAUUUUUCUUCUUUUUCUGUUCCCUACGUCUGUUUGCGUAAAUCUUUCCUUUUUGCUUUGUCCAGCCCACUCUUAAUUCCCAGGUGACAUGGUAUUUCUAACGCUCACUGAAGCUGUUUUUCAGCUUGCCAGAGCUCAGCUCCAAGGCCAUCCCUUUUUCUGUGCUGAGGGUAACUGAAGAGGAAGGCCAACACUGCUGGGAAUCAGUUUUCUUUUUCCAUUCAAGUGCUUGAUGUUGCUUUCUGCACUUUGAGCCUCCCUUGCCUCUCUCCCUGUUUUUGAUUUCUCCACCUCUCUCCUUUUGUGGUGGCUGCCACUCCUCUACAGCAGAUCUCUUUCAGAAAUGUGUCCAGUGUGCUUUCCUGGGAACAGUGAGUUCUGCAGCCACCCUCUGCACAUGAUGCCAUGGCCGAUGGCCAGCUCACAUGGUCUCAUCAUUUCUUCAGGUGAAGACUCACUCCACAGCCCAAAGGGUGGGAGGGAGAAGGGAACAGCAGUCAGGAACAAUGAUGUGGUAUGGCUGGACACUGCCUGUUCUUGCCUAGAAGCAGCUGAGCUGUUGCUCACCCCUGAUCCUGUUCCUCCUGGUCCCAGAUUGCAAAUGGAACAGAUCAGGUCAGGGUUGACUGCUGCACACUGGUGUGAAGCCUAAAUGAAACAGGACAGAGAGGACAGGGAAGAUCUUCGGGAGAAGGUGCAUUUAGCGUGACAAGUGGCUGCAAGCCCUGGACCCCUUCACUACAUUCUGCCUGGUGCUAAGCCCCAAUUUUGGGGAGCACAUGGGAAGGAAAUGCAGGUGCUCAGCCUGGGUUGGGAAGGCUCUGGAGCCAGAAGGGAAUUCCUGUCUAUCCGGUACCAGUUUACAUGCUCCAACUGGUUUCUCAGCUCAAAAGCAGAGGUGAAGCAAAGAUGUUCCAUCCUUGAUAGAGAGACAGAUUUAAUUAAAACUGAAGGAGUUUGAUUGCUGCUUUCCACUGAGCCUUCUCUCCAGACUGAUUGGCAUUCUGCAGUCUCUGCUCCCAGCUUCUUACCUUAAUUAAUGACUCUUUUCUCUUAUUUUCUAUCCUACUUUUUAUCGCUCAGGCUGACAAGCACAUCUUUAACCCUGCAGGGGCUGGUUUGCCACAUCAGUAGAGUGCAGCUGUUCCAAGAUCUGGAACAGGGUAGAUGAAAUGGGAGAGGUGUGAGUAGGUCAGAGCUUUGCGUCUGGGGGUAAGCAUCAGCUCUUCUCUGUGGAGUAACUUAGUCCUGCCAACUGUGUGCUGAUUCUGGUGUCUGGCAUCCCCUGGCAUGUGUGACAUGAGCCUGACAUACUGGGAGGUGCCAGGCCCAGGUGUCAAGAAGCUCAUCCUGCUUAUGACCCUGUGCAUAAAUCUGGCAGCUCUGGGAAGGGAAUUCUGCUUAUUUGCUUUUGGGUUUAGCUGCUCAUCAGCCUUAGCAGGUUGCCAGCUGAUUAUUUUAAUUCUUCCAUGUGCUCUCAUCCCCUCUCAGAGAUUUCAUUUAAAAACUCCAGAGUAAUGCUGUUUUCCAUAUCUCCUUUAUUAUCUUCCUCAUCCAAACUUGUUGAUUCCUCCAUGUAGUCACCCCAUGGGUCCUGGCUUGCCCAGAGCUGCUCCCCCAGGAUGGCCAGGCACGAUGCAUGAAGAAGGCAUCUUUUUUUAAGUAUCUUUCUGUGAUGGAAGAGACCUUUGCUCACAGAGUGAGCAAAGGAAGUGGAUGAAAGGGUGAGAAAUUUGUCAAAGAUGCUUCAUGUGGCUUCCUUAGCAGCACAGAUAAUUGCUGUGCUGGAUUUGAAGUCUGAUGGAAAGGCAAAGGUGGAGGAAGCAAAUGAGUUUAGCUGUUGGAGAUUAAUUAUUUUGGCUGCCGAAGAGCUGAACAAAUUCAUGAUUUUCACACACAUUGCAGUGUGUGCUUUACACUCAAUUGUGUGGGUGAAGUAGCUGCUCCAGAGAAAGGUCAUUUGCUUAGUAACAUCCAUGCAGCUUUGCUUGGGAGGCCUUGUCAGAGCUGUUGCUUCUGCUAUGGCUCCUUUGUGAGACACAAGCAGGCUCUCAGGGCAGAUCCUCAGUCUGGCUGGUUUUGGUUGUAUCUCACAGUACAGCAGCAGCCUCAGAGCCAGGGAGGUUGCUGCUGGGUUCAAUAGCUGGGAAUUCUGCAGAUCACAUGCUCUGAAUUAGGUGGGCAAAUAAAUAGAGUGUAUUUGGAGGUCAGAUAGUAGUGAGAGGGAACCAAAGCCUGAAGUCCCAGUUGAUACCAUGGCCCUGAGAACAAGGACUAAUCAUUGCCCAGGAAGGGAUCUGGGGAGUGCAUUUGAUAGUGUAGCACAAAGAAAAUGAGGAGUUUGGACUGAUUCUAAUGGCAAAAUAAAUAGCAGAGGGAAACCUGUGCUGUUGUUUCCAUUCUCAAUUACUGCAGCAGACACCUCUGGGAGAUGCAGAAAACUGCUACCAGCCUCACGGGUUGUACAGGGAAAUCUGUGGCACAGGGUGCAAGGACAGAGAAAAGCUGCUGGGAGAAGCUGAAGCCUCUAUGCCAGAAGAAAGAAAACCAGGCAGUGCCAGUCUACAGCUCUCAGCACAGGGGGAAGCCAUGUUUUCUCUUUCUCUGGAACAGCUUCUUCCCUGCCCAGCACCUAAUUCUCAUUCUGGAUACAGCUGCUGAGCAUGACAGGGUAGUUAAGGCUCUGGGUAUGACUGGCUGAUGCAAAGAAACCUAAAACUUUUCUCCAUACAGUGCCAAACACAUGGUAUGGCUCAGGGCAGCCCACAGCGUCAAGCCCUGAGGCAGGAAAGCAGAAUUGACUGUGGUGAUUCAUAGAAUACAAUUCCUACAUGAUACAUUUUUUUUCUCCAUUGAAAACCAGAUGUGUUUUUCUCUUUCUUACCUGGUAUUACAGCUAAAGCAGUGGCAAGACUUCCUAUAACCAUUUGUUUUUUUAUUACCUCUCCUGCCAUGGUGAGAGCAGGGUGGGAAAAGAAGCAAGACAAUCGCUCCUGGCAGGCUGCAGCACCCCCACCUUUUCCCUCUGUCAGGAGCUGUUAAGAAAAAACCCAGCACCAGGCAAGAAAAGAGCCUGAAGAGCUGUGGACAACAUCACGUGUGCCGAGACUAAAAGCUUCAUUCUCAGUCUCAGCUAGAUGUGUUCCUGGGCUUGAGGCAAGCUUGUAAGAGGUGUCUACUUAGAGAUAACAUCAGCAACUAAAGUAACUGCAGGGAUAAAGAGCGUUUUAGCCACGUGCUCUUCAGGCACCUUAAUGGUCUCCUCAGCAACAAGGCUGCUGAGGGCAGAAGCGCUGGCAGCUGAUUGUAUGUGGACAUCAAGACUGGGCUGUAAAGACGGGAAGAAACAAGUUCAGUAAAGACCGGGCAUGAAGGUCACUUGCUCCUCACAUAGGGGCCACGCUGGAAGUUCUCUGCUCUGCCCAGAUGUCCCUCCCCAGCCCCUUAUCCUCUUGCUGUCUCUUCACAGCACAGCCAUUUUAUUCGGCAUGGGGCAAGGCACAACUUCUGCCACUGGGCAAGGCUGCUUUUCCUCUCUGAAAAAUAUCUCAUCUUCUAGCUUGAAGCACUCCUGCUGGGAAUCUCUUUCCUCUGUUUGUACAGUUUCACAGCAACUACCUAGAUUUUAAAUUUGGAUUUCUUGGCUGUGGAUGUCAGGAUCAGAAAAGGUCAGCCAGCAACCCUGUACUUCGAUCUGCAAACAGAGUGGUGCAGCAGCCAGAGGCCCUGCAAGGCCUCCCUGGCGGUCACUUGCCUAAGACAAGAAAUGCCUAGUCAUGAUGACUGCACCAAAGAAGCCCCUCUUUUGCCUUCAGACCCUCGUUAUCUCUCUGUAAGACUAUAGGUCAUAUUCGCCUCGACCCUUACUAUUGGACCAAUUUCUAACACCGCUGUACCCUAUAUAAAACCCCAUUUCUGCCCAGUUCAGCAGAAGAGCUGCCACUGAAACCCUUUGCAGGAGCUGCCAAUAAAGGCACCGCUGUGGAACUGCAUACAGCCUUCUCCUCUCUCUCCCCACGAGUCUGCCUGGGGCACUUAAAUCACUGAAGAGCUGAAUCACCAAAGAGCUGAUUUCACUUAAGAGAUGAGCUGCUUGCUAAGAUUGCCUUCGGCUGGGAGCUUGCCUGAGGGACCUGGACAGGUUGUGUUUAUCAGCCCAGGGAAACCUACGGCAGCUGGGGUCUGAUACUGGGAACCCCAGGCCGUAAUAAAGUGAUGAUUGCACUCAAACAACUUUGUGUUGUCACUUCUGAUUUGAGGACCAGGUAUGAGAGUAGCAGUUACCAAGUCCAGUGCUGUGCAUGGGGCCUGGAACAGACAUAAAAAAGAGGAAUGGGCCGCUCUAAACUUGGCUGAGGAGUCAUAAAAGGUUGACAGGAUUUUAUUGAAAUUGAAAAUACAAAAAGGUCAGAUUGUCUCCCACCCUCUCGGCAUCCUUCCCAUCCAGCACAUCACAAUGAAGUAUCAGUAUGCACAGUGACAGCUCUAGCCCAGCCAUGAGACUGCUGCUCCCAGAUGCGUCCUCCAGCAGCCCACAGACGAACCCAUCUAAAAGCCAUGCCUAUUUCUGGUACCUCAGCUUUGAACAGAGGUCCACUUAGCCUCUUUCUGAACAAGAGGCAGAUAUCAGACAGUAUGCUGACCUAAGUAUCUCUGAAAAAUGCUCCAAACUGUGGCUGCUGCAUAUUUAAGAUGAAUCUUUAUAAUAAACUCUUUCAAACCAGUGACUCCCAUGCUGUAGGAUAGGUGUGGUAUCAGCACAUCAUGGUGUGGAACACAGGUGGGAACUCAGAUCACUACUGACAUGUUCCUGUCACCCUGUUGCUGUUGGUGCCCUAUCAACAAGACUUCCUGGAUCCCUGCUCCACAACAACUCUUCAUUGCUAACCACAGUGGGCAGAAGUGAGAGAGCAGCAAGAGCAUUUCCCUGCAUCCUUCAUAGCUGCAUCACUUCAGGCUCCCAGCAUAAGCCAUAAUUCAUUUCUCACACUCCACUUGAGGUUCUCCAUGACAAGCAAGAGAUAUAGAUUGGCUGAGCAAUGGGUUUGGUGCUGCUGAGGCAGAGGUAAAUCCAUCUCCAUCCUAGCCCAAUAAUACAGCUGAGUCCACAAUACCUCCUGUGACAACUGGACCUCUUGCCUGAGACUGCCAGUAACAGGAAACACAAAUGUUAGUUAAGGUGGGGCUUUUUUGCAAGAUGUAGAUGUCUGACUAGAACUGCAUUAAGACUGUCACACUCCAAUCCUUAUGCUCGCAACAGGACAGAUUUAACCUGCUAGCUGUGUACUUGGGUAUUUUUGGAAGUGUUACACUGUAAUAUUUAAGCACUAACUUGCAGCAGACUUAAAAAAUGGGUCCAGUGAAAGGUGUUAGUCUAGCCAUGAAAAACUUUGUAUCCCAUUUGUAACCAGACACAUUCUCUGCCAUCUGACAGCAGGCUCUGCAGACAGUGAGGAUUAAGCCUCAGUGCAUAUUUCCUAAGGCAGAAUGUUUGCUCAGCUUCUAGCAUGCAGAAUUAAAUGUGUGUUCUUCGCAUAGCACAAAGCCUUCUGCUGUUCAAGGCAUUCACUUUCUCCCUCAUGCAACUGAGCAGCAUGGA